Messenger RNA from Radiomyces spectabilis, 631 nucleotides. RefSeq lists its product as uncharacterized. The transcript has a single exon. The record is from RefSeq and is a predicted model, not a curated record. Lineage: Eukaryota; Fungi; Mucoromycota; Mucoromycetes; Mucorales; Radiomycetaceae. Bases 35 to 508 code for a protein of 157 amino acids.
GGCGAGAUUAGUUUUGGUAUGGCCAUUUUUGUUGAUGUGGCCAAGAUCCAGGCAUUUCGGGCAUUUGAGGGCAGUGUGGCGCAAGGCCUCAAAAUCAGAGUUCAGUUUUUUCAGGGCAGUGGGCGAAAAAUUUUUAAGAGGUUUUGCCCCCUCAGCUAGUUCUUGGGUUUUUUCUAUUUUUUUGGUGGUUUUAAUCGCACCCAUUGGAAGUUCGCGUUCGGCGGAUGCAGUAACGGUUUCAGGAAGUGUGGUUCGGGUACGUUUCUGUAUCGGUAGGCGGGAGAUGCGUAGCGGGAGCAGAGAUGAGCGGCACCGUUUGCUUAAAGAAUAUUGUUUCAGCUGGCGGCCAGAUGUCGGAAUCGCGGGGCAAAAGUUCACUAUUUCGCUUGGCGGUUCUAAUGGAUCUUGCUUAGCAGGUGCUGGGCAACGCGUGGAAGGUAAAUUUGGGGAAGGUUGUGUUGCUGAAUCUUUCUCUCUAGUUGUCAAGGUAAUUACUAAAUCCGGUUAAACUUUUAUCCGCGAGAAAAGUGAUGAAUAACGGAAUAACCAGUGAUUCCUUGGUGUAGAUGAAAGUUUUUUUUAUUAAAGCGAGGCGAAGCCGAGCACAGACUUCUGGAGUGAAGCAACGUUG